Messenger RNA from Pyricularia pennisetigena, 1110 nucleotides. RefSeq lists its product as uncharacterized. The coding region runs from base 1 to 1110 and encodes 369 amino acids. Lineage: Eukaryota; Fungi; Ascomycota; Sordariomycetes; Magnaporthales; Pyriculariaceae. The record is from RefSeq and is a predicted model, not a curated record. The transcript has a single exon. Gene Ontology annotation, molecular function: hydrolase activity.
AUGUCAGUCACACUACAGGUCAAGACAAGGAUACUGAUUCUCUCCGACACCCUCGGCAUGACACUUGCUUCAAAGAUCCCCACCGCACAGUCCGUCGACGUCGUUGUUCACUGCGGCGACUUGACAGAGCACUCCCGUCUCGAAGAGUAUCAUGCCGCUUUGCAGCUCCUACAAGCCAUCGACGCGCCUCUCAAGCUCGCCAUUGCCGGCAACCACGACCUGACGCUGGAUUGGCCCGCCUUCUCCGCCAAAAUCGCCGAGGCCAAACUAGACCUCGACUCGGACGAAGUCAUCACCUCCUUCGGACGACAAGGAGAUGCCAACCGGAUCCUAGAGUCUGGUGGUGUGCAGCUUCUGGAUCAAGGCCGCCACGUCUUCACACUCACCAACGGCGCCCACCUCACUGUCUACGCCAGCCCAUGUACGCCCUCUGACGGCGGAGGGGCAUACCAAUACCGCCGCGACGACGGGCACGAUUUCGACACAGGCGACACCGGCGCGGUGGACGUCUUCGUGACACACGGCCCACCGCGAGGCGUGCUGGACCGCACAAGCGGCCGCGAGCGAGCGGGCUGCGCGGAACUCUUUGCCGCCGUCGCACGCGCCAGACCCAGGAUGCACUGCUUCGGACAUAUCCAUGAAGGCUGGGGCAGUAGGCUGGUGGCUUGGAGGGAGAAGAUUGCUGAGACGCCGUCUUUCUUUACUGAUAUCGACAACGACCGGUCGGUGGUCGUCGAGACGCUUGCUACCUUGGCUGAUGGGAAGUUUGACGAUGCCGAAGUGUCUACGCAGAAGAGGAAGCGGAGGGAAAGGUACGCUGCGGAAAAGUGUUGCAGGACAAGUCACUGUUCGGGAGACGAGCAUCCGUUGGUGGUGGGACGACAUACUUUGUUUGUUAAUGCCUCUAUUCAGGAGGACGAUGGGGGAGGUGAGGAGACGGCUCAGUUGCCAUGGGUUGUGGACCUCGAACUUCCAGUAUGCCUGAAGGAAGAUAAGGCGGAAGAGGCGAAAGUGACAACGGAUAUCAACCAAGCAGGAUCCAAAAAGCGGCGACUUUCCGACACUGAAGAUGCAUGCAAGCUGCCAGCAACAAAACAGCGGAUAGCAUGA